AUGUCCUGGGGUUUGUUUGUGCGCACUUUCAUCCUGCCUGUCCUGUAGUCCGUUCCAACGCUGUUUACGUCUUUAAAAAUGCACCUCACUUAGUAUUCGCUAUUCCGCUCGCCAUUAUCUGUAUGUCAUAACGUUUAGCUCUAAGGUUUAUUGAGAAGGUGGCUCUUGGAGUCUUUAUCGACACGUUUGUCGUAGAAUGGACGGAGUUGAACGCACUUUCAAGUACAAGAACGUUUACUCCAGUAAUUCAGUCAUGUGACCCUGAUUUUUUUAGUUAAACGACGCGAAGAUGUUGUGAUCACAGACGACAACAGGGAUCUCUACAACUGA
Spirometra erinaceieuropaei is the source of this 330-nucleotide messenger RNA. Lineage: Eukaryota; Metazoa; Platyhelminthes; Cestoda; Diphyllobothriidea; Diphyllobothriidae. The record is from the annotation of a GenBank genome assembly.